This is a messenger RNA of Paramecium sonneborni, 744 nucleotides long. NCBI's taxonomy places the organism in Eukaryota, Ciliophora, Oligohymenophorea, Peniculida, Parameciidae. The record is from the annotation of a GenBank genome assembly.
AUGAGUAGAACUCAACAAAAUACUCAUAAGUAGAAAAUUAGAGCAGAAACAAUAGAUGUAGUUAUGAAACAUUAAGAUUCUAUUCCAGGGGACACUUAUUAAUAAAGAUAAAAGAUAAUUAAUUAACAAGUUAGUGUUCAUAAUACUUACAAUCGCAUUAUCAAUGUUGAUCGAACUGGUAUUAGAAUGCAUCGUGCAUAACUCUUGAGAUAUUUAAGAGAAUUCUACAGUCAGAUCAUUGUUGAACAAAUUAAUAAAGUACUUAAAAUCCCAGAUACUUUAACAUACUAAAUGUAUGAAUAACUUGUUACUUCAUUGUAACAAUUGGAUAGAUAAUAAUACUUGAAUUUAUGCUUUUAAAUAUAUGAUCUAUCAGCAUAAGGUGUUAUUACAAGUACAAACUUACUAUCUAUUCUAUCAGUAGAAAAAACUACUUCAAUAAUAGAAAAUGAUAUCUUAAGUAUGAUUAAGGUUCGAUAAGGUCUACUUAGGUAAUAAUUAGAUAAAAGUGAAUCAUCAAGAAUACCUAAACUAAAAACGAUCAUAAUAAAUCAAAAAAAAACACACAAAGGGAAACGAAUGAUGAUCUCUCAAUUCGAAAAUGAAGUAUAUCAUAUAGUAGCACAUCCAAUAAAUAGACUGAAACUGAUUGAUAAAAAUUAAUUUAAUAAGAUAUGGAAUGAUCAGGUGCCAGGAAUAAUAUAAGACAUCUUCAAAAACAUGAAUGAUUAUUAUUAUUAAUGA